AAUUGACAUUUGACACGAUACAUUAGUGUUACGUCAUCUUGUAAAUAUGGACGACGUGUAACUUUUACGAUUUAUUCUCUUUCUAUUAGUAGUUUUAAAUUGAUAUGAAAAUGAGUGACAGCGCGAAUAUCAAAUCGAACUCAGCUCAAAAUGAACCAGCCAUGAAGGGAUGGUUGUUUAAAUGGACUAAUUAUUUGAAAGGUUAUCAAAGAAGGUGGUUUGUUCUACAAAAUGGACUUCUGUCAUAUUACAGGGCCGAAAACAAUGGCGGCGUACCUACUUUGACAAUAAGAAGACGUAGGAGAUUCCGACAAGGAAAUCAAGCUGAAAUGGCGCACACUUGUCGCGGUAGUAUAUCUCUUCAUGGUGCCUUGAUCUAUACGGUAGACGCGUGUACAUUUGUUAUUUCGAAUGGUGGUACCCAAACGUUUCACAUAAAGGCAGCAUCCGAAGUAGAAAGGCAGCAAUGGGUGACCGCUCUGGAAUUGGCGAAAGCCAAAGCUAUUAGAAAUAUGGAAUCUGAGGAGGACGAAGAAAUAGACGAUUCCAGUGAUUUUGAAGACUGGUCUGGUGUAGUUAGGAAAUUAGAAUCGCAAUUGAAUGAUCUACAAACGUGUAGCGACGUUUUGGCUAAACAUUGGAAAAAUUUGGCCAAAUCUUUAGGUGAAAUGGAAACUAACCCGGAUCCGGAAUCGUUACAAGGAAAAAGUAAGGAAGUUUGCGAAAGGGCUACUUUAUUUAGGAUCGCAUCGAAUGCUAUGGUUAAUUCUUGCGGUGAUUAUUUGAAAUCAUCUCAAAGUCAUGGACAUAAAUUAAUGAGAGCGUUACAGCACGAAAAAGAACAGAGAAUACGUUUGCAAGAAAUGGUGGAAACACUUGCUCAGCAACAUUCUAAAUUGGAACGGGCCGCGAACGCUCAUUCGCAAAUUCCGGCCGUAAAUGCAACUAAUAACGAAGACGAGGAUGAUAACGAAUUUUAUGAUGCUUUAGCAGAAGGUGGUUGUUCACCUGGACAUGUUACAGAUAAUGACGAACAUUUUACAUUAAAUAUUCGAACUGGGACAGGUCAUAGACGUAAUAGCUCUGAUAGUUCGAGUGAGACUGAAGAGACACAAACUAAACAGGUAGUAGUAGUAACCGGUAAACACAACAACAUAAGACGACCAGAGACUCCUAGUGGUUCAUCUGCAAAUGCUUCUCCUAAAUCGAACAGUAGUAAACGCCAAAGGCGUACCAGGAUUCCAGAUAAGCCAAAUUAUCCUCUCAAUUUGUGGAGCAUCAUGAAAAAUUGUAUAGGAAAAGAUUUAUCUAAAAUACCGAUGCCGGUCAAUUUCAACGAACCUCUUUCGAUGAUGCAACGUAUUACUGAAGAUUUUGAAUAUGCAGAUAUACUUGACAUAGCAGCAAAAUGUAGUGAUCCUUGCGAACAGUUGGCGUACGUAGCAGCUUUUACUAUAUCUGCUUACGCUACGACUAGUAUAAGAACCGGUAAACCUUUCAAUCCUUUAUUGGGGGAAACUUACGAAUGCGACCGUACUGAUGAUCUGGGCUGGAGAAUUAUCAAUGAGCAAGUUUCUCAUCAUCCCCCGAUGGUAGCUCAAUAUUGCGAAGGGAAGAAUUGGGUGUGUUUCCAGGAGUUUACGAUGACUUCGAAAUUUAGGGGAAAAUAUUUACAAAUUAUUCCAUUAGGAACAGCGCAAUUAGAAUUCAAAGAUAAACACAAAUAUUCAUGGAGAAAAGUUACCACCACAAUUCACAAUAUCAUAGUGGGAAAAUUAUGGGUCGACCAACACGGUGAUAUGGAAAUAAUAGGAAAGGAUGCCGCCGAAGGUAUAAAGUGCGUACUGAAAUACAUACCUUACUCGUAUUUCACCAGGGAUUCCCAGAGGCGGGUUAAAGGUGUGGUAAUGGACGGUGAAGGUAGCGUUAAAUGGAUAGUCAACGGUACGUGGGACGAUCAAGUUGAAAUAGCCCCCGUAACGGGUAACACCGGUACGAAUGGUAAUCCUGUAUACGAAACCGGUCCCUCGAUAAUAGCUUGGAAACGUAGACCGCCCCCGCCGGAAUCCGAAAAGUUUUAUAAUUUUACGGUUUUGGCUGCUCAGUUGAAUGAACCGGAAGAAGGUGUGGCUCCGACAGAUUCGAGAUUGAGACCGGAUCAGAGACUCAUGGAGGAAGGUUUAUGGGAUGAAUCUAAUAAGGAGAAGAUUCGUUUGGAGGAGAAACAGAGAGCCGCGAGGAGACAACGGGAAUCUGAGGCGGAAUUGGCUGCGGCGGAAGGUCGUCCUUACACACCUUACAAACCCGUAUGGUUCGAUCAAACCCAAGAAGACGAUUCUGGUAUAAUGCACCACGUCUACAAAGGUACCUAUUGGGAUUGCAAAGCCAACCAAGACUGGUCCUCAUGCCCCGAUAUAUUUUAGUUUAAAAACUCCACCCCCCAGCCAUUCCUAUGAUAGCCAAUCGAAUUUUCGACUGUAUUUAAUUAUGUCUCAAAAA
This is a messenger RNA of Diorhabda carinulata, 2499 nucleotides long. RefSeq names its product oxysterol-binding protein 1 (gene Osbp). NCBI's taxonomy places the organism in Eukaryota, Metazoa, Arthropoda, Insecta, Coleoptera, Chrysomelidae. Gene Ontology annotation, molecular function: sterol binding. The record is from RefSeq and is a predicted model, not a curated record. Bases 105 to 2423 code for a protein of 772 amino acids. The transcript is spliced from 12 exons. Gene Ontology annotation, cellular component: cytosol; membrane; intracellular membrane-bounded organelle.